Molecule: messenger RNA, 2018 nt
Organism: Dissoconium aciculare CBS 342.82
Lineage: Eukaryota; Fungi; Ascomycota; Dothideomycetes; Mycosphaerellales; Dissoconiaceae
Exons: 1
Coding region: 206-1870 (554 amino acids)
Biological process (GO): nuclear-transcribed mRNA catabolic process, nonsense-mediated decay; positive regulation of translation
Cellular component (GO): cytoplasm; nucleolus
Molecular function (GO): mRNA binding
Source: RefSeq, a predicted model, not a curated record
GAAAGAGCAACGGACUGCAGCGUCGUUGCCUGAGCAGAGCUGCGAGGCUAACCCUUGCCCUUUCCCACUCCAGGGCUCCGUCAUAUCGUGCGACACAGGCGAUCAGCUUCGGUGGCUGGAAUUGCGCUUUCGGUGACACGAGUCCUUUAUCCUGUCACAUGCCGUAACUUGGACUGAAAGACGUCAAACUGACUUCACGAUCGCCAUGCCGCCAAAAGUAUUGGCAAAAACCCAUGAUCGCGCGGGCGGCGUCCUUCCUGUGAGCGGAGCAGCACGCGCGCCGCCCACCAAGUCCACCAACACAGCAAGGCUCAAACUGGAAAUUCGUCGUCUUCCACCAGGUCUCACUCUGGGCGAAUUUGAAGAGAUAUUGGGUCAGGAAUGGAAGCUGGGAAAUCGCAAAGUUGAUUGGCGAGAGUAUCGGCAGGGCAAAUUCAAACAGGCGAUUGGCAAGGUGCCCGAACAGAGCAGAUGUUACAUUCACCUGACCAGCGAAGCGCUGGUCAAAGACUUCGAGGCCCGUUUCCUACAGGUCGUGUUUCAUGAUAAAGCAGGAACCCAUAAAAGUCCAGAUUUACGACAUCUACCACCCACGUUGGGAUUUGCGCCCAACCAGCGCAUGGCAUUGAAUGUUAAGACGAGGGCCGACACCCGACAAGGGACAAUUGACCAGGAUCCCGAGUUCAUCCGUUUCCUGGAAGCGGAAACACAACCGAUAUCGAAACCUGCAGCACUGGACACCGUUGGAGCGGAGAAGGAGAAGGUUGAAAGGGUCGGCGCAACGAGCACACCCCUGAUCGAAGCGAUACGCGAGAAGAAAGCCAACAAGGCCAAAGCAGCUGCGGCCAAGGAAGAGAAGCGAGAUGGGAAGAGUCACGCCAAGGCCGAGAGCAAGGAGGUCCCUGUGGUCGAGAAGCCCAGCAAAGAGGCGAGAUCUGCUGCUCCUCCUCAAAAGAUAGAAACCGCAGCCAAGGAGCCAGCGAAGGCUGUCAACAAGCAUGUUGCAGGCAAGCAGCAACAGCAACAGCAGCGGCCUGCCUCUCCCCAACAGCCAGCGUCGACCAAAGGACAGCCGUCGCCGGCAAAGUCGAAGCGAUCUGCACCAAACGCUAAGGGUCAGGGUGCUGCAGCAACACAACCGGCCGCAAGUUCAGCCGCAUCUACAACUUCCACAACAGCCACCGCUCAGACGACCUCCUCUACAACACCGGCGGCGCCGCGACAACGGCAGAAGGGCAAUCCAGAAGGUCUCAAGAAACUAUUUCAGAAGGAUCUCGGCAUCAAACCUAAGCCAGUGGCAGCCGUGAAGGAAACCACACCCGCUGCCCCUAAGCCAAAACCCGACACCCCAACAACAGCAUCUACGGCCACGAAGGCCAAGGAAUCUGCACAUCCGCCAGCGUCAAAAGCCCAGUCGAACAGCAAAGCUUCAGCAGCCGCCAAAUCCGAGAACCAGUCCGCAGCGUCAGCAUCCUCCUCCUCCCACAAGGCAUAUCUCAAACAUGCCAAUCCCAGCCAAGGCAUGACCGAGAUUUUGAUCCAACAAGCACUCUCACAAUUUGGAGACGUCGUCAGCGUCACGAUCGAUCCUCGCAAGGGUACAGCUAUUGCGUUGUUUAUGGAUGCUCAGGGACUGCAGAAGGCGCGUGAGGCUAAGCGAGUGACGGUCGCAAGUGGGAACGUGGAGGUUCACGAGUUCAAGGAUCGCUCUGCGGGUUCAGGCGGUGGAUCGGGCAGUAGAGCUGGCCAUAGGCCUAAUCGUAAUGCAGGACGUGGCGGUGGUGGAGGAGGAGCAGGGAAGAGUGGUGCUGCAGCAACAAGUGCUGCGUCUACGGCUGCUGCUGGAGAUGCGCCGAAGACGAGUACCUAGUCGGUAUUUGGAAUCGAUUGACUGCCUUGAGAUCCUCGGUGAAGCAGAAUGAGGACAUUUCGAAUCCAAAGCAUCUGUAGAAUCAUCGUUAGCUGCAGAUUUCAUGAAUUGCCUGCCGUGAAUAGCUCAAUGACUAUCUUUUACGAAU